CUCAAGUGAAGUGCUUGGAAAGAGACAAACAAAAACAUUUUUGCAAAAAUGAAAUUCUUCGUAGUUUUGGCUAUCGUUGCUGCUGUCAGCGCUGAUGUUGCACACUUGGGAUACAACUAUCCAAAUCAACCACAACCAUCGUUCGAUGCUGCACCAAGCUUCUCCGCUCAAUUGAGCCAACCAAUCUCUGCACCAACACAAAGCUACUUGCCACCUCAGCAAUUCUCUGCCCCAGCCCCAGCUCCCGUUUUUGCCCCAGCUCCAAGCUACUCCGCUCCAGCUCAAAGCUACUCCGCUCCAGUUCAAAGCUACUCCGCUCCAGGUCCAAGCUACUCCGCUCCAGCUCAAAGCUACUCCGCUCCAGGUCCAAGCUACUCCGCCCCAGCUCCAAGCUACUCCGCUCCAAGCUUCAGCGCUGAAUUGAGCCAACCAAUCUCUGCACCAACACAAAGCUACUUGCCACCUCAGCAAUUCUCAGCCCCAGCCCCAGCUCCCCUUUUUGCUCCAGCUCCAAGCUACUCCGCUCCAGGUCCAAGCUACUCUGCCCCAGCUCCAAGCUACUCCGCUCCAAGCUUCAGCGCUGAGUUGAGCCAACCAAUCUCCGCACCAACCCAAAACUAUUUGCCACCACAACAAUUCUCUGCUCAAUUGAGCCAACCAAUUGCUGCCCCAGCUUCAUUCCAACCAGAGCCAGCCGCUAGCUACAACGACAACGAUGGCUACAGCUACAAAACUCCAUCAUCAGCUUUCUAAAUACGUUAGGCGUUAAUGAAUGUACAAACACAUAUGUGAAUGGAAAAAACAAA
This is a messenger RNA of Sitodiplosis mosellana (orange wheat blossom midge), 806 nucleotides long. RefSeq lists its product as uncharacterized. Gene Ontology annotation, biological process: positive regulation of transcription by RNA polymerase II. The transcript is spliced from 3 exons. The record is from RefSeq and is a predicted model, not a curated record. Lineage: Eukaryota; Metazoa; Arthropoda; Insecta; Diptera; Cecidomyiidae. Gene Ontology annotation, cellular component: RNA polymerase II transcription regulator complex. Bases 49 to 753 code for a protein of 234 amino acids. Gene Ontology annotation, molecular function: transcription coactivator activity.